This is a messenger RNA of Aspergillus neoniger CBS 115656, 1495 nucleotides long. Its product is annotated as legume-like lectin family protein. Gene Ontology annotation, biological process: Golgi organization; endoplasmic reticulum to Golgi vesicle-mediated transport; endoplasmic reticulum organization. The coding region runs from base 369 to 1349 and encodes 326 amino acids. Gene Ontology annotation, molecular function: D-mannose binding. The record is from RefSeq and is a predicted model, not a curated record. Gene Ontology annotation, cellular component: endoplasmic reticulum-Golgi intermediate compartment; endoplasmic reticulum membrane; Golgi membrane. The transcript is spliced from 6 exons. Lineage: Eukaryota; Fungi; Ascomycota; Eurotiomycetes; Eurotiales; Aspergillaceae.
CAUCGCCCAGCUAAGUUAUAUUAUACUCGGCUUUCUUUCUUGCGUCGAUCUCUGAUCUGUCCCCUCCUCUCCGCUUCUUCUUCUUCUUCCUCUUUCUCGUUGACUAAAGUUUCCCCGGUGUUCGUUCUUUCAUUUAUCCUCCUUCACACCUCCAUUUCCCGGAUCUCGCUCUUCUAUUUACUCAAUUGAAUCUGUCUCCCCACGCCGCUCACCCUUGGUUUUGUUGAUGUCCCGGUGACAAUUGACGAUAUCGCCUACUCUUAUUAGCUGCAGUCUAUCUUUCACCACACCUACAUAUAUCUUUCUUGCACGGUCGCUUGGCUUGAAUCUUGUUUAAGGGUCUACUGUGCGCUUGUUACUCGGCAAUCAUGCUACUUCCGCGGCUUUCGUCCCUUUUGUGCUGGGCUGGCUUGGCCAGCGUGCCUCUGGCCAGCGCCUACGAUGGUGAUGACAAUGUCAAGAGCAUUCCGCUUCGCACGCACAGUCUUUCACCGCCAUACUUGGAUUCCGACUUCCAAAGCCGCUGGUUCGAUUUUGGUGGUGACACGAUAGUUCGCGCCGACAAAUACAUCCGUCUUACGUCCGAUCGCCCGUCGCAGCAGGGAUGGAUCUUCUCCCGUGUGCCUUUGACCGCGACCAACUGGGAGAUCGAGGUUGAAUUCAAGAUCGAAGGGUCCGGCAACUUGCACGGCGAUGGUUUCGCCAUGUGGCUCACCAAGCAGCGCGCCACCCAGGGUCCUGUCUUCGGUUCGACGGACAACUUCGAGGGUCUGGGCAUCUUCUUCGAUACGUACAAGAACAACCGUCCCGGCACUUCGUUCCCCUACGUCAUGGCCAUGAUGGGCGACGGCCAGACUACCUACGACCAGGCUCACGAUGGAAAGGCUAAUGAACUGGCUGGCUGUUCUGCUCGUGGUCUCCGUGGUGCCUCCAUCCCUACCAAGGCCCGCUUGACUUACUUCCAGGACAAGUCCUUGACCCUGGACCUGCAGUACAAGUCCGAGGACAGCUGGAUCCCCUGCUUCGAGCUGACCGCCCCCGAGUACAACAUUGCCAUUCCCUCUGUCGCCUACCUGGGCUUCUCUGCCGAGACUGGUGAGCUCAGCGACAACCACGACAUCAUCUCUGUCAAGGCCCAGAACUUGUACAGCGUUGGUGGCGGCAGCGGCAGCAGUGGCAGCGGUUCCCGCUCGGGCAAGGGCCGCGACACUGGUCGUGUCAAGCGCCGUAAGCAGAAGGGCAGCUGGGGAUGGUUCCUGUUCAAGACCGUUCUGUUCUUCGCUGUGGUUGUUGGAGGCUAUGUUGGGUACACUGCGUACCGCACCAAGCACCGCUACUCGCGGUUCUAGAUGUGGCAGAAUGGGGAGCCUGAGAGAGAAACAGAACCUGAAACAGAACAGAAAUGUGUCAUUUAUCCUUGCAUAGCCGUGUCGCGUUAUAUCAGUUGUAUCUAUCUAUGAUCUUGCUUGCUUCCUUGCAACGCGAAAAGUUGACG